Populus nigra (black poplar) is the source of this 2779-nucleotide messenger RNA. RefSeq lists its product as uncharacterized. Gene Ontology annotation, biological process: DNA-templated transcription. Lineage: Eukaryota; Viridiplantae; Streptophyta; Magnoliopsida; Malpighiales; Salicaceae. The coding region runs from base 302 to 2152 and encodes 616 amino acids. Gene Ontology annotation, cellular component: nucleus. The transcript is spliced from 9 exons. The record is from RefSeq and is a predicted model, not a curated record. Gene Ontology annotation, molecular function: transcription corepressor activity.
CUUACCCUCUCUCCCUCCCCCUCUCUCUAACAUAUGCCCGGGUAUCACUGAGAAUCAGCUUCUGUUAUUUCAAUGCAACUCGCUCCAUUGUUACAAUAAUAAUAAAAAAAAACUAAUCACUCCAAAAUAAAUAAGAAGAAGUAAAAAAAAAAAACAUAUAAAAGCCAGACAACUCAUUAGCUAAAGGAAAACACAACGCUCUCUCUCUCUCUCUACAUUUUCUCAUGACAACCAGCAGCGGUAACAAGCAGCACCGGUGAGUUACAACGCCGUCGUUUUUUCUUACCAACCCGGUUUUCCCAUGGCGAAGAAAGAAAACGACGACGUCUCAAAAACCUUCCACUCCUUGGUAGAAAGCGCAGACCGGAAGUUCGCUCGAGUCCGCGACCUGCCAUUGUACGGGCGCUCCCCGCAGAAUCACUACUUUCAGAAAGUGUUCAAGGCGUACAUGAGGUUAUGGAAGUACCAGCAGGACAACCGGUCAAAGCUAGUUGACUCCGGUUUGAACCGGUGGGAAAUCGGAGAGAUCGCGAGUCGGAUCGGGCAGUUGUAUUAUAAUCAGUACAUGAGGAGUAAUGAAGCCAGGUUUUUAGUUGAAGCGUACGUGUUUUACGAAGCGAUUUUGGAGAGGAAGUAUUUUGAUGCCGGCGGAAGUGGUAAAGCGAAGGUUGAUGUCGGUGUUAGGUUUAAGGAGUUGAGAUUUUAUGCUCGGUUCUUGCUUGUUGCUUUGAUUUUGAGCAAGAUGGAUAUGGUGAGAUUGCUUGCUGAGAGGUUUAAAGCUCUUGUCGAUGACUGCAAGACGAAUUUUCGAGAAACAAACUUCAAAGAAUGGAAGCUAGUGGUGCAAGAAAUUUUCCGCUUUAUGGAAGUUGAUAGUGCCUUCACAAAUGUCAGGCCUUUGCGGUACUGUGCUCUAUUUGAUUCUCAUGCUGCUUCUCGUCCUUAUUUGGCUCGUUUCCAUGCGAGGAAGAUUGUAAAAUUCAGAGAUGCUCUCUUGACAAGCUAUCAUAAAAAUGAGGUUAAAUUUGCGGAACUUACUUUGGACACUUACAGGAUGAUGCAAUGUUUAGAAUGGGAACCUAGUGAAUCUUUCUACCAAAAGCGUCCAGUUGAAUCAGUUUACAAAAAGCAUCCAGUUGAAUUGAGUGAAAAUGGCACUCUAAUUGAUCAUUCUGGAGCUUCUGGAUUGAUAAAUAUAAACUUGGCUGCAGAUUUGACCGAUCCAUCUUUACCAUCAAAUCCAAGGAAAGCUGUUCUUUAUCGUCCUUCAGUGACAUAUUUGCUUGCGGUUAUGGCGACAAUUUGUGAAGAGCUCCCUCCAGAGAGCAUCGCGCUCAUAUAUUUAUCAGCCUCAGGGAAGGCUGCUCGAAGUAAUGCUUUUCAAGUAGAAAGCUCUGGAGAAUCAAAGAAAUUUUCCAAAGACAGGGUUGUCUCUGGAGCAUACAGUGAACAGAAAAUCCAUGCACUUGAAUCCCAUUGUAACGGGAAGAGAGAGUCAAGUGACUACCAUGACAACUGUCUCUGGUUAGGUCCUCGGGGAAAUGGUGGGUCAAAUACCCUUUACCCUGGCGAUAUAAUUCCUUUCACUCGAAGACCUCUUUUCUUGAUUAUUGAUAGUGACAACAGCCAUGCAUUCAAGGUCCUGCAUGGUGCAGAAAGGGGAGAGCCAGCUGCUUUGCUUCUUUCACCUUUGAGGCCAGCAUUCAAGAAUCCAUCUGCUGUUGAUACAACACAUAAUGGAAGUCAAUUUACCUUUUUCCUGACUGCUCCUCUGCAGGCAUUCUGCCAGAUGGUUGGCAUCACUUCUGAUUCUGAUAUGGAUUCUUAUAAUGAUGCUGAGGAGAUACUUUCCCUUGCAUUCUCUGAGUGGGAGGUUAUUCUCUGUACAUCAAAAGGCCUGGAUCUGGUUUGGGCACAAGUUUUAUCUGAUCCAUUUCUACGGAGGCUUAUUCUUAGAUUCAUAUUCUGCAGAUCCGUGCUCUCGGUCUUCUGCCCUCCUGAAGAUGAUGAGCAAUAUCUGCCCGGUUGCCUACCCCAUCUUCCCAGUUCUGUUUCUGCGAGAUCUGAAGUUGUGCAGUCAGCUAUAAUCCAGCUCGCAAAUCAUCUUAAGGUUGCAGAUUGUUUUCAAUUUGAUGACAAGGAAGCAAGAUAAAAGUGCGGGUUUCUGGCUCUCAACUUCAAUUAAUUUAAUGAGGUAAAUAACUCCAGGAAUUAGACCAGUUGGUUUGAAAGGCAUUUCAAACUGCGGGUCAAGAAGAGAAAAUUAGCUGCGCAUGGUUGUUUCUGCUUGUUUAAUGGUUGACAUGCCAGCUUACACGUUGUGGUUUGCUGUCUUGGAUGGUGCUUGAUGAUUUCCAGUUGUUAAUGAAAAUAGAUGCUAAGUUGUUUAGGUGUUCGUCGGUGUAUAAUCUAAUUGGCUUAUACUUUUUUAGAGUUGUUAUCAAGCUAGUGCUAAUUUUCUUUGUUCUUGUAAUAGAAAAAUCAGGUUAGUCAGUCGAAGGGAAUAUAUGUUUUUUUUUUUUUUUUUUUUUAUAGUGGCAACGGAUUCAUGCAUUAUUGCUGAAGCCGCGGGAAAGGCACAUGUAAAUGAGCACUGGAAUCCUUUCAAAUUGCUGUGCAAUUUACAAGCUAAUUGUUCGGUGUUCUUGGGUGGGUCCCUGUUCGAGCUACGGGUGUGCUCACCGCUUCUCUUUUCGGGAUUUUAUUCCCACAGCAAUGGAUGUAAUAAUUAGUUGUACUUGUUUAAUCUUCAUAUUAUUUAAAUCUAAUUCAUAAAUAA